UCUGUCCCCUGAGCCAGUUGAGACAUUGAUCUAGCUAUACAGCCAACACAGCCUUUUCGUUGUUACUGAAAGUGCCUGUUCUGUCGUGUGUAUAGUCUUAGACUAUUGGACCUUUCAUCGUGAACGCAACUGUUCUAACUAAGCCUUACUAAGCUUGUUUGAAAGAAAUAUGGGAAACUCUCAGGCCCACAACAGUGCACACGUGUCAGGAGAACGGAGUGCGUGCAUACUCCGGUACAGAGAUAACCGCCUCCGGACGUCCUUCAGACACAGGGUCGACACGACGGAGAAAUACACUCUCAAUGGAAGUCUACGAUGUAACAGUAUAGAAGACUUUGACGCUGUCUGUGACCCAGUGACGUCAGUCCAUAAGCCCGCACGUUCUGGUGACGUCAAAAGCAGACGAUUUUUUCGCCGCCCUGAUGAUGAUUCUGACGUAAAAGGCUCUGUCCGGAUUGUUGACAGAGAGGACAGCUUCAGACUCGCCGUCCGCAAGAGGGCGCAUGUGAACAACGCGACCACCCCGUCUUUACUCAAGGAGUAGCUAUAUAUAGACUCUUAUAUUCAAAGACUUUUGUACAUAACACCCUAUCGAGUUUAGCUAAAACGUUGCUUGUUUGAACAUAGGCAUUAUCUUUUGUACCACAUGAUCAUCAACAUGUAGACGUCGACGUGAUCAAGUAAAUGAAAUGAUGGUUGUCAGUUUUUUAAUAUAUUGUUAUCAGAAACGAUUAUAGUCCAGAAGAGACAAUAAGUUUUGAUAUUUUGAUACAUAUCAAGACGUUCGAUCUUAAGUUAUCUACCAAAUGUAUAUACACCACUGCAUUGUUGCCUAUCUAGUAUGUUGUAAAUAAAUUAACAUC
Branchiostoma belcheri (Belcher's lancelet) is the source of this 863-nucleotide messenger RNA. RefSeq lists its product as uncharacterized. The transcript has 5 exons. Lineage: Eukaryota; Metazoa; Chordata; Leptocardii; Amphioxiformes; Branchiostomatidae. Bases 170 to 544 code for a protein of 124 amino acids. The record is from RefSeq and is a predicted model, not a curated record.